Messenger RNA from Onthophagus taurus, 1107 nucleotides. RefSeq names its product zinc finger protein-like 1 homolog. Gene Ontology annotation, cellular component: Golgi apparatus. Lineage: Eukaryota; Metazoa; Arthropoda; Insecta; Coleoptera; Scarabaeidae. The record is from RefSeq and is a predicted model, not a curated record.
AAAGCAUAACCUACAUUAUCGGCAUUUCAACCUGUCAAAUACGUGUACAUACAAAUAAAAUGUUCGUUUCGCGUUUAUUACUCUAGUUAAUCAUUAAAUAAGCGUUUAAAAAUGGGGCUGUGCAAGUGUCCGAAGAGAAAAGUAACAAACCAGUUUUGUUUCGAGCACAGAGUAAACGUCUGCGAGCAUUGUAUGGUUACAAAUCACCCAAAAUGUAUCAUACAAUCUUAUUUACAAUGGCUUCAAGACAGCGAUUACAACCCUAUUUGCGAAUUAUGCAUGAAAGAAUUGAAUUUGGAGGAUUGUAUUAGAUUAACUUGUUAUCAUGUAUUUCAUUGGUCUUGUCUUGAUAACUACUCAAGACAACUUCCUUCUACUACAGCUCCCGCUGGUUAUACAUGCCCUUCCUGUAGAGCUGCUUUAUUUCCCCCUUCAAAUUUAGUCAGUCCUGUUGCUGAUGUUUUAAGAGAGAAAUUAGCAGGAGUUAAUUGGGCAAGAGCUGGUUUAGGAUUACCUCUACUCUCUGAAGAAAGUGAAUUAAAACCAGUUUUGAAUAGAAACCCAGCUCCAAGUAUAUCACCUGGGCCACCUUAUUCUGUGGUACAUGUUGAAGAUCAAGUUUCAUUUAAUAGGGAAUCGAGUGAUAAAUAUCAAGCACCAGCUAGAAGAGUAUUUCAAGAUAUUAGAGAAACCAGAGGUGUUGUAGUUGACCAUGAUGAAGACAAAUAUAAACGAAGACCUGCUUCCGAAUGGUUUAAAAGAUUAUGGAAAAAUGCAAGGAAUAAUCCUAGAAAUCGAUCAAAUGGCUCAAUUUAUAAACGAUACUUUAUGUUAACACUUAUUAUUGUUAUCGCAAUAAUUGUGCUAUUAUUAACCAUGUCUCGAUUAAGUAGACAUUCUUCGGAUAAUGAUCCACUGUGGGAUGUAAGAGAGAACCCUAAUGUUCACUUCAAACAGGAAACAAUUUAAUUACAUUAAAAGCAAAAAAAAAGCACUUUUAUGUAAAAAUUACCUGAACUUUUUGUUUUCGUUAAUAGAUCAGCAUUUAUGUUUUGUGUAUAUUAAGCUGUAUUUACUAUUACAUAAAAAAUACAUUAUUGUUUCGUA